CCCCGGGCUCGUUCCCCUCCGCGGCCGUGGUCUGCACCGCCGAGGUCCCUCCGGGCCGGACUUGGCCGCCGGCGUCGGGCGCGCGUGCCGCAGGAGAGCCCGCGGGGAGGAGGGCGAGCCUCGGAGAUGCCGCCCGGCAAGGUGCUGCAGCCGGUGCUGAAGAUGAAGGUGGACGAGCUGUUCCUGUGCUGGCUGAGCGAGUCCAGCACGCAGAGCAUGCUCCGGGGCUGCCUGCAGAGCAUCCAGACGCCCGCGGGCGCCGAGCGGGGCGCCGGGGACGCCGGCCAGCCCGGGCCCCCGUGGGCAGCCCCGGCCCCCGCGUCCGCCGCGCUGCCGCUGGGCGCCGCCUCGGGCCCCAGGGUCGCGCCGCACGCUCGCGGGGCCCGCAGGUCCGCUAGCCCGAGAGUGGUUCAGACGAAGAAGGAGCAGCCCCUGCCGCCGGCCACCAGCCACAGCAUCCCCGCCUUCUACUUCCCCAGAGGCCGUCCGCAGCAGACGGUGAACGUAGAUGCCGUCAUCACCGAGAUCGAGAGGACCUUCGCCCGCUUCCCGCACGAGAGAGCCACGAUGGAGGACAUGGGCAGAGUGGCCAAGGCCUGCGGCUGCCCACUGUACUGGAAGGGGCCGCUCUUCUGCGGGGCCGGGGGAGAGCGCACGGGCUCCAUCUCCGUCCACAAGUUCGUCGCCAUGUGGAGAAAGAUCCUCCAGAACUGUCACGACGACGCGGCCAAGUUCGUCCACCUGCUCAUGAACCCCGGCUGCAAUUACCUGGUGCAGGAGGACUUCAUCCCCUUCCUGCAGGACGUGGUGAACACGCACCCCGGGCUGGCCUUCCUGAAGGAGGCAUCGGAGUUCCACUCCCGCUACAUCACCACCGUCAUACAGAGGAUCUUCUACACGGUCAACAGGUCCUGGUCGGGGAGGAUCACCUGUGCAGAGCUACGGAGAAGCACAUUCCUGCAGAAUGUGGCGCUCCUGGAGGAGGAGGUGGACAUCAACCAGCUGACAGAGUACUUCUCCUACGAACACUUCUACGUGAUUUACUGCAAGUUCUGGGAGCUCGACACGGACCACGACCUCCUCAUCGACCCACAGGACCUGGCCCGGCACAACGACCACGCCAUAUCCACCAAGAUGAUUGAGAGGAUCUUCUCAGGAGCAGUGACGAGAGGCAGAAAGGUCCAGAAGGAGGGGAAAAUCAGCUACGCUGACUUUGUCUGGUUCUUGAUCUCGGAAGAAGACAAGAAAACGCCGACCAGCAUCGAGUACUGGUUCCGCUGCAUGGACCUCGAUGGUGACGGGGCGCUGUCCAUGUUCGAGCUGGAGUACUUCUAUGAGGAGCAGUGCCGCAGGCUGGACAGCAUGGCCAUCGAGGCCCUGCCCUUCGAGGACUGCCUCUGCCAGAUGCUGGACCUGGUGAAGCCCCAGAAUGAAGGGAAAAUCACACUCCACGAUCUCAAGAAGUGCAAACUCGCCAACGUCUUCUUCGACACGUUCUUCAACGUCGAGAAGUACCUCGACCACGAGCAGAGAGAGCAGGUCUCCCUGCUGCGGGAGAGCGAGAGCGAAGGCCCCGAGCUCUCCGACUGGGAGAAGUACGCUGCCGAGGAGUACGACAUCCUGGUGGCCGAGGAGGCUGCGGGGGAGCCGUGGGAGGACGGGUACGAGGCCGAGCUCAGCCCCGUGGACCAGAAGCUGUGCGCGCUGCGGUCUCCCCUGGCCCAGAGGCCCUUCUUCGAGGCGCCCUCCUCCCUGGGUGCUGUCGACCUCUACGAGUACGAGUGCGGGGACGACGAUCUGCAGCCCUCGUGACCCGUGCCCGCGAGGGACUGUCUGUGGCGGCCUGCUGGAUGCAGCGGCUUUUGUGUAAAAAACAACAAAACUGUGUUUGAUGGUUGAGCUGUCUUUUACAGAAAGUGAAGUGCGUUUGUAUGGAAUGAUACACUUUUAUUUAUUCAGCACAGAAGCUGGUCGGAGAUGGUCAUUGACGCGUGUGUGCCCACCCCUCCUGGAGGGGCCAACGCACAUCCAGGAACCCCUGGCCGGGCCUGGCGGGAAGACACGCGCACCCCGGGAGAAAUGCUCUAGGGCGUCCAGGAAAACCGGGACGGCCUCCCUCUAGCUUCAGGGUCCAGGCGUUUCAAGACUUACCCGGUCCUGGCCGGCAACCGGUUUCUGCUCCGAAGGGAUCUGCCUCAGUGUCGUGUGGCAGGCACUGACUUCUGGGCGUCGGAUGGCCGUGUGUUGUUGUUCUCAAGUAGUCGGAGCAUUCCAGGACCCCGGCGCUGCAGCAGCCCUGGAACCUUCUGGAACAAGUGUCCCCGGGCACAG
Messenger RNA from Diceros bicornis minor, 2331 nucleotides. RefSeq names its product protein phosphatase 2 regulatory subunit B''beta (gene PPP2R3B). The record is from RefSeq and is a predicted model, not a curated record. Gene Ontology annotation, biological process: protein dephosphorylation. The coding region runs from base 127 to 1812 and encodes 561 amino acids. NCBI's taxonomy places the organism in Eukaryota, Metazoa, Chordata, Mammalia, Perissodactyla, Rhinocerotidae. Gene Ontology annotation, cellular component: protein phosphatase type 2A complex. Gene Ontology annotation, molecular function: protein phosphatase regulator activity; calcium ion binding. The transcript is spliced from 13 exons.